Molecule: messenger RNA, 2301 nt
Organism: Patella vulgata (common limpet)
Lineage: Eukaryota; Metazoa; Mollusca; Gastropoda; Patellidae
Product: slit homolog 3 protein
Exons: 2
Coding region: 405-2000 (531 amino acids)
Molecular function (GO): protein binding
Source: RefSeq, a predicted model, not a curated record
AUGAUCAUAACAUGUCUUUCGAGUCUGGCUUUUUUGUUUUUGAUAUCAUAUGUAGUGUUACUUAUGCAGUGUUCCAAAAGCCUUUCUCAUAGCACUAGCACAAUAUGAUACGGCAAUGCUUAAACUAAAUGUUGUUAGUCACAUCGUAGUCGUACCAUUGAUUGAUGAUUGAAAUAGCCAUAGGGAUCUCUGCUUUGUCCUCACCAUAUGGAUUACAAAACGUAUUUUUUCUCGUGCUCUUGAAAUGCUUCUUCUGUUAAACCAGUCUCGAUUUCAUUAUAAUUAGAAAUAAUUGCCUGAAUUGCACACACCAUUUCAAGCUUUUAUCGAAUUUGCAAAAUUGAAUAGUUCAAAUUCUAAAAUACGCACAGUUAUGUAUGAAGGGAGAUAACUCCAUUUAAAAGAUGAAUCGAAAAUUGAUUUAUAAACUAUGGAUUUUUCUUUGGAUAAUAAACAUAUUGUGUGCAGCAAAAUAUGAUGCGUGUCCUCAAAAAUGUAAUUGUGCUGUGAUUGCUGGAGCAGUAAACAUAGACUGUUCAUUUCAAAAUUUAAGUGACAUCAAAGAAAACCUGCUUCAAAAAGCAUAUUCAUUAAAUGUUAGCUACAAUAAAAUUACUGAUAUAACCACAAGGUUUCCUUCAAAUCUGAAGAAUUUGGACCUUAGUCAGAAUAAAAUAAAUAGUUUACCUUAUAAUUUUUCAUUUCAGUUUUCAAAAUUAGAAAUUUUAAAUCUUUCUAACAAUUUGCUGAGCUCAGUACCCAGUAACUUACCAAAUUCAUUAAAAUCGUUAAGGCUAAGCUUUAACAAAAUAAAAACUGUAGAUUUUAAUAGUAUUUUAAAUCUUGUGAAUUUACAAAGUUUACUGUUUGAUUCUAAUUUCAUUGAGAAGAUAGAAACCAUAAGCAAUACAGAUGAUCAAACUGUGAUUUUUAGUAAAUUAGACACUGUAACAUUUCGGGCAAACCAGAUAAAAAACAUGCCAUUACAUUUACAUAAAGUGUUUGGAAAUGUUAAAAAAUUAUCUUUUUCUAACAAUUCCAUGGCAGGGGUUUCUGAUGAUAUAUUUAUCAAUUUCCAUUCUUUAACUUUAUUGGAUUUGUCUUGGAAUAAAAUAGAUAAUGUUUUCCCAAAUAGUUUUAAUGACAAUUUAAAAAUACUUUCAUUAUCCGACAAUUUAAUGACAUCUUUGCCCAUUCGAUUACCCAUGUUGGAAUGGCUGGACAUAUCAAAUAAUAAAAUAAGAAAAAUUCCAGAACUGCAAAGUGGUGAUCUAUACCCGCAAGAAAUGUUUAUGAUAGGCGGAAAUCCAUUUCAUUGUGACUGUGAAUUAUUGUGGUUGAAAGAAUUUUAUGACAGCCGAAAAUACUUGAAAAAUUUGGUAAAUGUGGAUCCAGCUCGAUUUGUUCCAGUGUGUGCUAGUCCUACAGAACUCCAAAAGCAAUCAUGGGAUGUGCUUGAUGAUCUUUUAUUUGGUUGUGUCGAAUCAGAAGUGAUUAAGUCAGAGAAUAUUGAAGAAGAUAAGUAUACAUGGAAAAUUAAUGACUUGUAUGUUAGAAUAAAGAAAAUCGGGGAUACUUUCAUCUAUAUUGAAUGGAAAUCUACCUUAGGUCUUUCAGACGUUCUUCACAUUUCCUUUCAUCCGUUUGGGAAGAGGAAUUUGAAGAAGAAAUCAAUCAUGCAUCCACAUCUUGGAAAAUAUGUGAUAAAAAAUUUGAUAGAGAAGACUCCGUAUAUUAUCUGUAUUUCUUUAAUUCCUGAAGAAAACAUUCUUUCUCAGGUUAAUAUGCCUGCUUCCACAGACGACUGCCAUGAAAUUGUUACCAUGGAAACUGUUAUUGAUACUAACUUUUUACAAGCAGGUCUUUUUUAUAUGGUUUUACCCAUGCUCAUAGUAUCUUUUUUAAUCUUCUACUUUAAAAUUUGGAAUAAUGUGCACAUAUUUCAACGUUAUGUUAUUCAAUCCAAUUAUAAUACUACGACCGACAAGAAAAAUGAAUAAUUUUAACAAAUGAUUAACCAUAUUUUGGAUUUAAUGUGGAUUUCUGUGGAUUUAAUGCUGAAAUAUCAAUGAAUGAUGAAGCAAUUCAGUUGAUAAGGAUCAGUGUAUCAUGAAAUGAUUUUAAAGAAUUCAUAUAAAGGUUAACAUUUUGAUUUUCAACUUAGACUCACCUUUACAUCUUACAAUUACUUCACUGUAGAAAAUUUAAUAAAACGUUAAAGUCUUGAAUAAAAUUACUAUUGAGUUGAACCUAAAUCUCUCAUUACUGUACCCACAAAACCACCAGCUUAUCAUCAAUAAU